Anopheles stephensi (Asian malaria mosquito) is the source of this 3245-nucleotide messenger RNA. RefSeq names its product protein hunchback (gene hb). The record is from RefSeq and is a predicted model, not a curated record. Bases 455 to 2614 code for a protein of 719 amino acids. The transcript is spliced from 2 exons. Gene Ontology annotation, molecular function: DNA-binding transcription factor activity, RNA polymerase II-specific; RNA polymerase II transcription regulatory region sequence-specific DNA binding. Gene Ontology annotation, biological process: regulation of transcription by RNA polymerase II. NCBI's taxonomy places the organism in Eukaryota, Metazoa, Arthropoda, Insecta, Diptera, Culicidae.
AUCUCAGAUCAGUUUUUAAAUCGCCAUUGUGCGGUGUGGACCUACUGGCAGAUGCUUGCUCUAGCAAACGGGAAGACUUCCUUGGAUGUAUAGGCGCACGGUUUUACGAAGAAUUGUUGAAGCAAAUGGAUUGGUUUGUGGAUGCAGUGAACGAAUAAACUCUCAGGAAGUGACUUAUUGGAUGGGGAAAAGCGUAAAAGGAAUAUAAUACGUGAUCAAGACACAGUGAAUUUAUGAAGAAUUAGUGGAAUUCGAAUAUCUGAAGAUACUCAUGAAAAUCUCUACGAAAAUUCAAGUGAAAGUGAUUUUAAAUCGAGAGCCGUUGGUAAUGGUGUAGUGUGUUGCUAUCCUUCGAAUUCGUCAUCAAGAACAGAAAAACCUCGAAAACUCCGUACCAGACAACAAAGAGGAUUCCCAAUCUUCUUCAUCACCAUUUGCAUUGUAAUCCUUCAGAAUGCAGAACUUUGAUUCCGUAAUGUCGAUGACGGCGACACAACAGCAGCCGGCAGAACAGCAGCAACAGCAGCAGCAGACGGCAACACCGAAUGGCGGUUGGUUUGAUUUAACGAUCAAAUCGGAACCUCUAGACUACCAUUCAUCACAUCAUCUACCGCUUCAACAUCAUCACCUCCAUCAUCAUCAUCAGCAUCACCAGCACCUGCAUCAGCAGCAGACGCAGCAAGACACAACGCUCCUGUCGAGCGAUGCCCACUCGAACCCAACGUCACCACAGAGCGUAGACAGUAUGGACUCGCUGAGCGGCAAGAGUGGUUUCUUCGAAGGGAAAGGAGCUUCGAGCCUUAUGGGUGGUGGAUACAACCCACUCGGCUUCAAUCCCCUCACACCUCCGGGAUAUUCAGGUCUCCUGAUUCCACCACCACCACCACAGCAUCAGCUGCCUCCGCAACAGCAGCAACAGCAGCAGCGUCUAGCAACACCGAACCGUAUGUACGGUAAUGGCACCGGCAAGGUAGAUCUCGCCUCACUGACCCCUACACACACACCACCGAUGGACGUAACGCCACCGAAAUCGCCCAAGGAACCGCUCGAGACACCCACCAAGGAGGAAGAACCGGGCUCGGACUGUGAGGAUGGGUCGUACGAUGGGAGCGAAGAUGAGGAGGGCAUCCGAAAGCCCAAGGUAAACUCCCACGGACAGGUGAAGAAGUUCCGCUGCAAGCAGUGUGACUUCAUUGCCGUGACGAAGCUCAGCUUCUGGGAGCACACCCGAUCGCACAUUAAGCCGGAGAAAAUGCUCACCUGCCCCAAGUGCCCGUUCGUGACGGAGUACAAACAUCAUCUGGAGUAUCAUCUGCGCAAUCACCAGCGUUCGAAACCAUUCCAGUGUCCGAAGUGUAGCUACAGCUGUGUGAACAAGUCCAUGCUGAACUCCCACAUGAAAUCGCACUCGAAUGUGUUCCAGUACAGGUGCGCCGAUUGUAACUACGCCACCAAGUACUGCCAUUCGCUGAAGCUUCAUCUGCGGAAGUACGCACACAAGCCGGAUGUGGUGCUUAAUCUGGAUGGUACACCGAACCCGCUGCCCAUCAUCGAUGUGUACGGGACGCGCCGUGGUCCGAAGGCGAAGCCUCAGAAGAACGCCGAGAAGCUGCUCCAGAAACAAGAACAGCAGCUUCAGCAGCAACAGGCUCAGCAACAGUCAAACAAGCAGCAAGAAUCGUUGAACAGCAGCUCAGGCAAUUCCGGAGAUCAAACCGCUCCACUAACGCCACUAAGCCAGCAGGGCAUGACAACAGCUCCGACGACUCCCUUCACCCCUCCAGGAACUGGUCAAACGAAUGGGCUGAUGCGGAACCUCUUCCCGCACCAACUGUUCCCGAACCCAUUGGCGCACAUGUUCAAGAAUGCGGCCGCCAACGGUAACUUGCCACUGUUCCCGUACCUGAACCUCAACUUCCAGAUGUUUGCCGACCAGCAGGCCGGUCUGACACAGCUCUCCCCGAGAAGCUUCCAGCAGAACCUGAUGAAUCAGCUCACAGGAGAGAAGCUUAAUGGGAGUGCUAGCAGUGGCUCGGACCAUGACAAUGACCUCUCGGUGAAGACUACCUCCAGCGGCGGUUCGCUUGGUGAGGAACUGUUGAAGCAGAUCACCGCCGCAGCUGCCGAUAGUUCAGCGUCUGCCGCGGGAAGGAACACACUCCCGCUGGAGGACAGUGAGCCGGAAACGGCUUCAUCCGCACUGCUCCAACCCCCGUUCGAUGAAUUCCAACCGUCCGCGACUACGAACCCCCGUACCCCGUCGACCACCGGCAAAGGUGAGCGAAGUCGUCGCAAGGGUCGUGCCUUCAAGCUGGAGCGUCUUACCGAACCGGCCACCUCUUCAGCCGGCUCGACCGAUAUGGACACGCAGUUCGACAAGGAACCGGUGACGGUGACACCGACCGCAGCGGUUUCGCGUGACUCACCGGUAACGCCGCCCAAGGAACGAUCGCUCGAGUGUAAGUACUGCGACAUUGCGUUCCGGGACGAUGUGCUGUACACGAUCCACAUGGGUUACCAUGGUUACGACGAUGUGUUCAAGUGUAACAUGUGCGGCGAGAAGAGCGAAGAUCGGAUCGCAUUCUUCCUGCACAUUGCCCGUAAGGCACACUGAUGGUGUAUACGGGCGGUAACCACGAACGGCGAUGGUGGCGUACCGAAUCGUGUCCACUGUGGUAAUGGCAUACAGGGACAUGCGGGAUACUCUCUACCUGAUAAGUAUUUAUUUAUUGUAGCAUGCAUGCAGAAUUGAUGAACAGCGGGAGGGCGAUCAGUUUUGUUGGGUGUAUGGAAAUAGUUGUUUUCGCAAUGGCAGAAGCUAGUCGCCGAACGUUCUUCGCAGGAAACGUUGUUAGUAGGCAGUUCGAUUAAGGUGCGGUAGGGAAGUUGUGCAAGUGUCACUAAUAGCCUGCCCUCAAAAACAAUCCAAAGACUGAGUGGAGAUGUGAAUGAAGUAGAAACCGAAGAGCGCGAUGCAGAGAGAGAGAGAGAGAGAGAGAGAGAGAGAGAUAUGGACUACUAAGGCAGGAAUUAGAAAGUUGCUAUAGUGGGUAAGAACCGAACCGUGGCGAAACGAGCAAAGAAUCAAAGAUAUUCGUAGUGUAAACGUUACCAAUUAAGGAGGACAUUUUUUUUGCGGGCUACCAGGUAAGAGAUUGUUACGAACUUCUUUAGGGUAGAACUUUAGGAUUAUUUAUACUGGUUGACGGUGCACACAAUAAAGCAAAACCAUAUUAAAUACAUCA